Messenger RNA from Penicillium argentinense, 2634 nucleotides. RefSeq names its product alpha-L-rhamnosidase. Lineage: Eukaryota; Fungi; Ascomycota; Eurotiomycetes; Eurotiales; Aspergillaceae. Gene Ontology annotation, biological process: carbohydrate metabolic process. The record is from RefSeq and is a predicted model, not a curated record. The transcript is spliced from 2 exons. Bases 1 to 2634 code for a protein of 877 amino acids.
AUGGCACAGCCAGGCAUCACCACCGUAUCUUUCGAGCAACACGCCACAGGGCUGGGUAUCGAAAUCCCAACACCCCGCAUCUCCUGGAAAUUCACAGCAGAUAUCAACACAUCCCAGAACUGGGAGCAAACAGCCUAUGACAUUGAGAUCAGCCGUGGUGCAAAUGCGCCAGAAAGCUAUCACGUUGAAUCCUCCGACUCCGUCCUCGUCCCAUGGCCCAGCCAUCCUCUCCAAUCUCGCGAGGCGGCGCGUGUCCGCAUCCGCGCUUACGGUGGCUCGGUCGUCGAGCCAACGGAGUGGUCAACAUGGGCCUCUGUUGAUUGUGGACUACUGAGUCGUGAUGAGUGGGUCGCGAAGGCUAUCACCGGUCCGAAGAAUGAAUCCAAGGGUCCUCUGCGGCCGCUGCGGUUUAGGAAGGUUUUUACCUCGAACAGUGUCAGGUCAGCGAGAUUGUAUAUUACCAGCUUGGGUGUGUUCCAGGCUUAUAUCAAUGGCUUGCCGGUGGGUGAUCAUUUUAUGGCACCCGGUUGGACGAGCUAUCGUCACAGGCUGAACUAUGAGGUCUUUGAUAUUGCGCCUCUGCUCCGCGAGGGCGAUAAUGUCAUUGCGGUCGAGGUUGCGGAGGGCUGGUAUGCUGGUCGUCUCGGAUUCCUCGGAGGUCGGCGACAUAUCUACGGUGAUGAAAUGGUGUUGAUCGCGCAGCUGGAUAUCGAGUCAGAAGACGGCGGGCGAACUAUCAUUCCCACCAACCCCUCGUGGAAGACUCAUGCCUCAGCAUUGAUUACAAGUGAGAUCUACGACGGCGAGGUCUACGAUGCACGGGAAGAGCAAGAAGGAUGGACAACUACCUCCUUCAACGAUAAUACCUGGCUGCCUACGCGGGAGAUCGACUUUCCCAAAGCCGAACUGGUUGCGCCAAAUGCACCUCCAGUUCGAGUAACGCAGAUCAUAAAACCAGUGGAAAUAAUCACCACACCCUCGGGCAAGACAAUCGUUGACUUCGGCCAGAACCUCGUCGGUCGAGUACGGAUUCCAAUCCUCCACGCACCAGAAAAUACAACCAUCACCCUCAUCCACGCGGAGGUAUUAGAAAACAACGAGCUGGGCAUUCGUCCCCUCCGCAUCGCAAAAUGUACGGACACCAUCAUCUCCGCCGGCAAAAAGCUGAACUGGACAACAAGGUUCACCUUCCACGGCUUCCGCUACGUGCAAAUCGAGAACUGGAUGCCCUCCCUCACAACCCUCGUCGCAGAGGUCCUACACACAGACCUCCACCGCACAGGCUGGUUCACCAGCUCCCACCCCAUGAUCAACAAGCUCCACGAAAACGCCACCUGGAGUAUGCGCGGUAACUUCCUCUCCAUCCCGACGGACUGUCCGCAGCGCGACGAGCGGCUCGGUUGGACGGGCGAUAUUCAGAUCUUUGGUCCAUCUGCCUCAUUCUUGUAUAACACGGCCGGAAUGCUGGGCGACUGGCUAAAGGAUCUUGCGGCUGAGCAACUCACUACGAAAGACGCGAUCGUCCCUUUCGUUGUGCCGGGCGUUAUAUCUGAGAAACUCUGGCCUAUCUUCCCGCAGGCUGUUUGGGAUGAUGUUGCCGUUCUCCUGCCUUGGACCCUUUAUCAGAGUUAUGGUGAUACGCAGAUUCUCGCGCGCCAGUAUGAAAGUAUGACAGCCUGGUUGGAUUUGGGCGUGCAGCGGGGUAACGAUCGUCUUUGGGAUGAAGAGCUGUGGCAGUUGGGCGAUUGGCUUGAUCCGACUGCGCCGCCUGAUCAGCCGGGGAAUUCGCGGACGGAUGGGACAUUGGUUGCAGAUGCGUACCUGGUACAUGUUACCCGGGUUCUCUCGGAGAUCAGCAAGAUCCUCAAGCAUGAGGAAAAUGCCGUCCGGUACGGAAAAGACUACAUCCAUCUUCGAGAACGGUUCCAGGCCAAAUACGUCUCGAAUGAUGGGUAUCUAGUCGGCGACACGCAGACAGCCCUCGCGCUAGUGCUAGUCUUCGACCUCCUCGACUCGCAGUCUCAAAUCGCGAACGCGGGCGCAAGACUCUCGCGCAACGUCCGACGCGCCAAGUUCCAGGUCUCAACCGGAUUCGCGGGGACGCCGAUCAUCACGCAUGCGCUUGUGAAGGCGGGAUAUGUGCAGCUUGCGUAUCGGAUGUUGCAGGAGAAGAACUGUCCGUCGUGGAUGUAUCCGAUUUCCAUGGGGGCGACGACGAUUUGGGAGAGGUGGGAUAGUAUGCGACCGGAUGGAAGUGUAAAUCCCGGGGAGAUGACGAGUUUUAAUCACUAUGCUCUUGGGAGUAUUGUGCAUUGGUUGCAUAAGGAUGUGGCCGGAGUGAGUUUGCUGGAGCCUGGUUGGAAAAGGGUUCUUGUUAAGCCUUUGCCUGGUGGGACGGUGACUAGGGCUGAGGUUCAGUAUGAGACAGCUUUUGGGGUUUUGGAGAGGGGGUUGUUUAAGUUGAGGGUUGUUGUGCCGCCGAAUUCGAAGGCGGUUGUUGUUUUGCCUGGGGAGGUUGACGAAAGGGUUGUUGGGUCUGGGGUGUAUGAGUUUGAGGUUGGCUUUAAGAAUGUCGGUUGGCCGCCCAAGGCUUCUGGGCCGCCAAUGUGGGAUUUUGAGGAUUCGUAUGUUUGA